Messenger RNA from Mesorhabditis belari, 255 nucleotides. The record is from the annotation of a GenBank genome assembly. Lineage: Eukaryota; Metazoa; Nematoda; Chromadorea; Rhabditida; Rhabditidae.
AUGAACAAAGUGCAUGAAGAGAUUGUAUUCUAUCAUGCUCAGCCACAAACAUGGUUUUGCACUAUUAAAGCCGAGUUCAACGAAUAUCAAUUUGUGCAUCAUAGCGAAGAGCGAAUGUCGAUGAAAAACGAGCUUGAAGCUAUUUUUGUGAAAGCUCAGGUGCCGGAAUUCUUCCGGAAUCGGCCACGCAGCGAAGACAGAAGAAAAGCACAAGCCAACGCAGCCGCAUCAAAUGACAUCGUUGAGAAGGAUGAC